AUGGCGGCUACCGGUGCUAAGCAGACUGCAGAGGACAUGGCGGCCUUGCUCCUAGUCAUCAAAGAGGCCAACAAGCUCAUGAGUAAGCGCAAGUACGAAUGUAAACACCGACGGGCACUGACAAAAGCAGAAGUACCAAAGUCGACCCUCCUCCGCGUCACCCCAGAGCACGAGAAAAAUGCCACAGACCUAGUACAGGGCAUUCGCAGCAUGGUCGAUGAGUACAGAGGCGAAGGGGACUCACCGCCGGAGUUCUGGCCGUACUACGACUUCUUGAGGGACGCGAAGUACAUUGCCGACUUUCCUGGUGGUCUUGAUAAGGCGAUGGAUCUGGUGAAGGAGUUCGGUCUCGAGUAUACUGAAAUGUGCGGCCUGUACGGAGGUGACCACCCACCAAGCCGUGGAGAAAUGGAUUAUGACAGUACGAUGUUGCUCUUCUACCACACCAAGGUCACCGCUUGGACGUCCACACAGCUUUUGGAGUGGGAGCUCGACCUGGACGUUGAGGGUCUGCUCACUGGCGAUCCAGCAGUGACACGAAAGACUGGUGGAAGUUACCAAUCCAAUCGACCACCAACACGUCACUUCUACUACGGUCAUUCAAUCACUAGAGGCAAUAUCGAAGCCAAGAUGUGGCCACAUACCCUGCGUUAUCUCAAAGCCUUGCAUGCUAAAAAGAUCGCUUGCAUCGUGGUUCCCAAAGUGGCCGGACAUCGACUGAGCGUGGAGCUGGUGGACAUGAUCAUCGAAGUGUCUUAUGACAAGGCAUUCACUGAUACGCCGCUUGCUAUCUCGGCCGCGGACAACGAUGAGAAGCAUCGUCGCUAUCGCGAGGAGUAA
Fulvia fulva is the source of this 840-nucleotide messenger RNA. RefSeq lists its product as uncharacterized. Bases 1 to 840 code for a protein of 279 amino acids. The record is from RefSeq and is a predicted model, not a curated record. Lineage: Eukaryota; Fungi; Ascomycota; Dothideomycetes; Mycosphaerellales; Mycosphaerellaceae. The transcript has a single exon.